ACCGGAACUCUGUUUCUAGUUCCUGUUGCUGCCAACAUGGCGGCCCACAUAGAUGAGGAUAACUAUUUUGUGAGAGAAAUUGAGAAAAACGAUGGUUGUGUCUUAAAAAUGAAGCAGUGCUACCUGGGAGAUGUUGGCUGUGUGGUUUGGGACGCAGCUAUCGUUCUUGCUAAAUAUUUAGAGACAAAACAAUUUUACGAUCCGUCUGGAGGAGUGAACGUCUGGGCCGGCAAGAGUGUGGUGGAGCUGGGAGCUGGGACAGGGGUAGUUGGUCUGAUGGCAGCGACUCUGGGAGCUCAAGUUACUGUGACAGACCUGGAGGAUUUGCAGACCCUCCUGAAAGUGAACAUCAAGGAAAACCAGGCACUUAUCAGUAGUGGAUCCGCAACUGCCAAGGUACUGAAAUGGGGUGAAGAUGUGUCUGAGUUCAUGCCUCCCCCUCAUUAUGUCCUUAUGGCAGAUUGCAUCUAUUAUGAGCAGUCAAUUGUUCCGCUGGUGGAGAGCUUGAAGCUGCUCUCUGGACCAGAGACUUGCAUCAUUUGCUGCUAUGAACAGCGCACUGAAGGCGUCAACCCGAAAGUGGAAAGGCGGUUUUUUGAGUUGCUGAAACAACACUUCAACUGUGAGGAGAUCCCUUCAAACAAACAAGACCCAGAGUUUAGCAGUCCAGACAUCCACAUCCUGCACAUCCGAAGAAAAGUAUAAGUUUGUCUGGUGAAAUAUGUGUGUGCAUUAAUUAGUGUUCCACACUAAUACCACAUGAAAUUUGGACUGUGAAAGUUUAAAGUCUGUACUAGCAUGUGUAAAAUAUUCACUGUAUGAAUUCUUUUUUUAAGAAAAAUAUUUUCUUAUAUAUCAGUUAAUAUUGUCUUGGUGCAUGAUUGGAGUGAAACAAAGUUUUAAAAUGAACCCACUGUAAGAAUGAUUUUUUAUACACUAAAUCAAGUUUGGAUAAUAUCAGCAGUUUCACUGGUGUGUGUAAUUGCAGAGCUGUGAAAGUACAGUAGAUGGCAGACAUGGCAGAAUGUGAUUAUCUUUAAUAAAAAUCAGUUAAGGUAGAGUGGUCACAAACAGAGACAAGGAUGGGAAUGAACCAUGGUUUCUCAAUGUUCAUUUGGAUGUUUGAGCUCAAGGAUUUGUCUUGCAAAUGUUUGUGAUAUUUUGUUUUUAUGCAAAACACCGUUAAGCAGAUGAGAAAGUACUGACUUUACACCUCAGUUAAUGGCAAGAGACUACAAACAUGGAAUAUGAAACAGUUUCUGGCAUGUAAACAGUUUUUAAACAUAUGUCUACAAGUUCUCUUGAGACCUUCCCUCAGAAAUGUAUAACUACUGACUGAGAUAAGUUGCCAUCAGAGUAUCACUAUAACUCACAGGAAUGUGUCAUUGUGAAUGAGGUAUGUAAAUUCAGACAUUACCUGUUUAGAGCACUAGGGGGCAACAGUUGCUCAAAAUGCAAAAAAACAAAAAAAACAAGCAUUUAAAUUGUGUCUAAAUAUUUAGUCUGUGCACGCAAACUAAAAUUAUUAUUCUGAGGGUCACGCUGAUUAUCUUACAAGUAAAUAUUAAGUUGUGUAGUCAGUGUUGUCAGUACAGCUAUUAAAACUUGCUUCUUUUGGGAGAAAUUGGGAAAAUAAAUCAUGACUAAAAUUCUCAAUCCACAUGUUUAUGUAGUUUACUCACUUGAUAAAAUUGAAGCCAACAUUGUGUAUGCCAGCUUUUGCCCUCCAUGCGGGGGGAAUUCCACCCCAAGCCCCAGAUUAGCUGGAAGAUUAUGGCUCUUUUUCAAGCAUAAAC
This is a messenger RNA of Toxotes jaculatrix (banded archerfish), 1796 nucleotides long. RefSeq names its product valosin containing protein lysine (K) methyltransferase (gene vcpkmt). The transcript is spliced from 5 exons. Lineage: Eukaryota; Metazoa; Chordata; Actinopteri; Toxotidae. The record is from RefSeq and is a predicted model, not a curated record. Gene Ontology annotation, molecular function: protein-lysine N-methyltransferase activity. Gene Ontology annotation, biological process: peptidyl-lysine methylation. The coding region runs from base 37 to 705 and encodes 222 amino acids. Gene Ontology annotation, cellular component: cytoplasm; cytosol.